AUGGAUAUUGUUAAACAAUGUAAAAAUUUACUGUUAUUCAUCAAAAGAAUCAGAAAGAUAGUUUUUGAUAAAUUCACAGCUAAAGACAAAGAAAUUUGGGUGAAACGCUUAACGAAACAAAUCAAAACUUGUAAUAAAGAAAGGGACUCCGGUUUUGCAUUAAAUAGAAUUGUAUCUUUAGAAGUAAAUAUUAAUCGAUAUGAAAUUGGAAAUGGUUCCUCGUAUAUUAAACUUCCUGAGAGUAUUCAAAAAAAGCGUGCUUGUAUUAAUGUAAAAAAUUCUGAUCAAGCAUGUUUUUAUUGGGCAAUAGUUAGUGCCCUCUAUCCAGCUAAAGCACAUAAAGAACUCCCAUCCUCAUACCCAUGGUACAGUACAGUACUAAAAACAGAAGACCUAGAGGCACCAAUGCCGUUACAUCAAAUUUCAAAAUUUGAAAAAUUAAAUAAUAUAUCAGUCAAUGUAUUGGCUUUAGAAUUAAUAGAAAAUAAUGAAAAGUCAUUUUUCACAGUAUAUCCAGCUAGAUUAACUAAAACAGUCGUUGCCAAACAUGUAAAUCUUCUUUUAAUUCAGAAUCACUAUUUUCCUAAAUUAAACGAUUAUGAAGCACCUCCAGUGGAUAAUGAUAAUUCAGAAAUUAAGUACCACUACUGCCACAUUACGGAUAUGUCUAAAUUAGUUGCUGGUCAAUUAAAUAAAAGAAAGGCCAAAUUAUUUCUUUGCAAUAGAUGCUUAAAUUAUUUUUCAACUGAAGGGAAAUUGUCGGAACAUGAAAAAAUGUGUGCAGAUAUGAAUAAUUGUAAAAUGUCUUUUCCUAAAUAUGAUGCUGUUAGUUUUAAAAAUUAUACUUAUAAACAAACAACGCCAUUUGUCAUAUAUGCAGAUUUUGAGUGCAUGUUAGAAAAAGUUACAGACCUCCAAACAUCCUGUUGUACUAAAAAAUAUCAAAAACAUAUUCCGUAUAGUGCUGGAUACUAUGUAAAAUGUAGCUAUGAUGAAAAGUUGUCUUUUUUUAAGAGUUAUAGAGGCAUUGACUGCAUGGAGUGGUUUGCUAAUGAAUUACCAAAUUUAGCUCAAAGUAUUCAUUCGAAAAUUAAGAAAAUUAUACCAAUGCAGGAAAACCCGAGUACCAGUAAAACCACAAGGUGUCACAUAUGCGAAAAAUGUUUUUCUCCUACAGAUAUCAUUGUUAAAGACCACGACCAUUUUACGGGGGAGUUCAGAAAUUUCGCCCACCAAGCCUGUAAUUUAAAUUUUAAAAAAUUGUUUGUCGUCCCAGUUAUUUUUCACAAUAUGAGUGGCUACGACAGUCAUUUUAUAAUUUCAGAGUUAAGCAAAAAAGGAGAUAUUAGUCUACUUCCAGUCAAUAAAGAAAAAUACAUUUCAUUUACACUUAACGAUGCUGUUACUAAUAUAAAAUUUCGAUUUAUUGAUUCAUUAAGAUUUUUAGGAGCCUCUUUAGAUGAAUUGGUUUCAACAUUAAAUAAAAAUGACUUUAAAAUUUGCAAGCGAGAAUUUAGCAGGUUAAGUGACGAUGAAUUUAAAUUAAUAACUAAAAAAGGGGUAUUUUGCUAUGAUUUUAUUGAUUCUUGGGAAAAAUUAAACAUUACCGAUUUACCUCCAAUAGAGGCAUUUUAUAAUAAGCUAAACGAUACGAAUCUUACAGAUGAGAAGUAUGCUCAUGCUAAAAUAGUUUGGGAUACCUUUAACAUUGAAAAUUUAGGUCAAUAUUCAGAUUUGUACUUAAAAACCGAUAUUGUGCUUUUAGCAGAUGUUUUUGAAACUUUCCGCAAAAAAUGUUUUAUAACUUAUGGGUUAGAUCCAGCCUGGUACUACACAAUGCCCGGUUAUUCUUGGGAUUGUAUGUUGAAAUACGUGGGGUGUAACCUCGAGUUAUUGCGUGACGUUGACAUGAUACUAUUUAUGGAGAAAGCAAUUCGUGGAGGAAUUUCAGUAUGUAGCGGUAGAAUGUCGGAGGCCAAUAAUAAGUACAUGCCUAAUUAUGACCCCGCACAGCCCUCAAAAUACUUAAUGUAUUUUGAUGUCAAUAAUUUAUAUGGGUGGGCUAUGGGAGAACCCUUACCCUACGGAGGGUUCGAAUGGAUGGAUGCCAAAGACAUUGAUGUUAUGUCUGUACCUGAUGACUCUCCCGUAGGGUACAUGUUACAAGUUGACUUGGACUAUCCUCGCAAAUUACAUGAUCUGCACUCAGAUUUUCCAUUCGCUGCCGAACACCGCAAAGCUUUGGGUUCAAAUCAUACUAAACUAAUGACAACACUUUAUAAUAAAAAAGAAUAUAUCCAGUCUGCGUGGCUGCGACCCUACAUAGAAUUAAAUACUCGACUUAGAGCUGCAGCUACGAACGAUUUUGGAAGAAAUUUAUACAAAUUGGCCAAUAAUAGUGUAUUUGGAAAGACUAUGGAGAAUAUAAGGAAACAUAGAAUAGUAAAACUAGUCAGAUCAUGGAAUGGGCGAUAUGGUGCUAAAAAUUUAAUUUCUAGUGCCAGGUUUCAUAGCAGAAAGAUAUUUAAUGAAAAUUUAGUAGCUAUAGAACUGAUUAAAUCAGAUCUAGUUUUUAAUAAACCCUUAUACAUUGGCAUGACUGUUUUAGAUAUAUCAAAAUUAUGUAUGUACCAAUUUCAUUACGACUAUAUGCUUCCAAAAUUGGGCGCAGAUAAAUGUAAUUUAAUGUAUAUGGAUACCGAUAGCUUUAUUUAUGAACUGUACUGUCAUGAUGCAUAUGAGGAAGUAAUAAAACAAGAUCUAUCAAAAUUUGAUACAUCCGAUUACGCUGUAGAUAAUAUCUAUAAUAUUCCUCGCGUAAAUAAAAAAGUUUUAGGAGUAAUGAAAGAUGAAAAUAAAGGAGAAAUUAUGACAAAAUUUGUGGGAUUACGAUCAAAAAUGUAUACUUUUAAAGUUCAAUCUGGUCGAAUCACUAAAAAAGCAAAAGGGACUAAAUAUAAUAUAGUAAAAAAUGUUAUAAAAUUCGAUGAUUAUGUAAACUGUUUAAAUGAUUUUAAGGAACAAACUGCUACUCAACACUCCAUUCGGUCAUAUAGCCAUAACGUCUAUAGUAUAGAACAAACAAAAAUUGCGCUAAGUCCUUAUGACGAUAAAAGAUAUUUAAUUCCAAAUAGUUUUAGAACCCUACCAUUGGGACAUUACAGUAUUUUAGAAUAG
Molecule: messenger RNA, 3177 nt
Organism: Diabrotica virgifera virgifera (western corn rootworm)
Lineage: Eukaryota; Metazoa; Arthropoda; Insecta; Coleoptera; Chrysomelidae
Exons: 3
Coding region: 1-3177 (1058 amino acids)
Source: RefSeq, a predicted model, not a curated record